This is a messenger RNA of Sclerotinia borealis F-4128, 297 nucleotides long. The record is from the annotation of a GenBank genome assembly. Lineage: Eukaryota; Fungi; Ascomycota; Leotiomycetes; Helotiales; Sclerotiniaceae.
AUGAAUGGUAUGACUCGACAUGACUCGACUGGACUGAAGAGUGUGGGGAUGGAAUAUGGAAUAUAUGUAGAUUCGGAAGUUGAAGUGGAAGUGGAAGUGGAAGUGGGAGUGGAAAUGGAAAUGGAAAUGGAAAUGGAAAUGGAAAUGGAAAUGGAAAUGGAAAUGGAAAUGGAAAUGGAAAUGGAAAUAGAAAUAGAAAAUGGAAAACGGAAGGAUGUGCUAGUUAAUGAAGUGAAAGGAAAGGAAAGGAGAGGAAUGAUUCGGGCAGUGAGUGGAGAAUAUAUUGACUUUGAGUAA